Messenger RNA from Marchantia polymorpha subsp. ruderalis, 2268 nucleotides. The record is from the annotation of a GenBank genome assembly. Lineage: Eukaryota; Viridiplantae; Streptophyta; Marchantiopsida; Marchantiales; Marchantiaceae.
CGCGAUCUUGCAAUCGCUUGUACUAACACUAUCACGGAUGUUGUGGUCUUAGUAUCAACUCUCUGCAAGGAGCAUUGCAUGUGGACCUGAGCUGGGUUCUCGAACUCACUGUCUCAGUAUAAAGAAGCUCAGUUUCACCAGAUGAACAUAAGUACGUAGAUCGUACCUGCACCUCCAUGCAUAGACUCAGGUUUUCACGUCCUCAUUCACGUUGCCAGUUCCUGGACUGAACGCAGCCCAGAAUGUACACUUCGUUACUAUGAAUGCAACGGAAGAUCUAGAGGGGACUUCGUUAUUCCUUUAGAUAGAUCCUUGCUGUCUGAAGGCUUGUUAACUAAAUUGGUCAGUAUUUUGCAUGCGCACGUUUAUAUUUGAAAGUGCAACGCAACAUUGAGGGCCUGUCAGGCGGCAACCGGGUCUGGCAACACACAAUCAUGUCAGUUUUUAAACGGCGGAUUUCGCUGCCGUAAGGGCCUGACAGUUCUGGCGAGCUCCUCGUGUCCGCGGAGCCUGGUAGACAGAUAGUUCUUGACUGCCAAAAUCUCGCCCUCCAUGGACCUUCUCGGAACGCCCAGGAAAUGACCAACUAUUUUUAACAAGAUUCAUUUGUUCAAGAAUUUAUCAGUAAAACCAGCUAGUUCCCUUUGACCCAGCGUCGUCGUAUGAUAUAUGGUUCCUCUUAGGUCAGGAACGAUCAUUGUGGACUAUUUGACCUCAGAAGUUUUAUUGAGAAAAGCGUUCUUCUCUGGACGAGGAGCUGUAUACAAAGGACAGGCUUCAGACAGCUAAUUCAGGUCCUUGCACCAGAACAGUUCCUCCGAACCAAAAUAUAUUGCCAUGGCGGUCUCUCAGAUCGUACUAGGCAUUUUGGGGAAUAUUAUUGCGAGCGUCUUCUUCGUAUCUCCAGUUUUAACAUUCUGGAGAAUUUGGAGGAAGAAGACAGUGGAAGAUUUCUCUGGCCUUCCAUACCUCGGUUGUUUCUUCAAUUGUGCUGCAUGGACAUUCUACGGUCUGCCUUUGGUCAUCGAAGGGGGAACACUGGUUGUCACCAUCAAUGGUGCAGGAGCAGCUUUAUUCUUUACGUUUGUGCUCAUAUUCCUCAUCUUUUCUAGAGGCAAGGAAAGGUUGAAGGUUGGGACGCUUUUCGUGGCAGUUAUCGCUUUCCUGGUAGUCUUGAUUGUCGUAACGCUAACGACAGUUCGACAAAACCAGCGAAAGACGGUGGUCGGGUCAACAGCCCUGGCGAUCAACAUUAUCAUGUACUCUGCUCCACUAUCCAACACGAAACUGGUGAUUAAAACCCGUAGUGUGGAGUUCUUGCCCUUUUUUUUCACACUAAUGUCAUUCAUCAAUCCAGUCGUUUGGACAGCUUAUGCAGCAGUUACAAGUGAUUUAUUCAUCAUGAUUCCAAAUGCAAUUGGAAUAGCUCUUGGUAGUUUCAACCUGCUGUUGUACGGGAUCUUUCACAAAUCCAAGCCAAAACAAAAGCCAAAAGUUGAAGACAAGCAAGUUGAGAACAUCAACUUGAAAGAGCAGCUGAAGCAUUCCGCUGACUCGGAUGGAACCACUGCUCCAGCUACAGAAACCGAUGCAAAAAAGCAAAUCGUUGACUCAUCUGCGUGACAAAGUUGCAUGCAGGGUGGGGAGAUUUUUUCUAAUGAAGACCUUCCAUCUGAUGGCUUGAAGAGAUGAGCAAAGAGCUAAGAGCUCUAGUAUAUCUCUGCAGCUUUCUGUAACAAUGUACAUAGAUUUGAAGGGUGAGAGACUGGUCGAAGACUGAUCAUGAAUUAUGGAGUGGACGUCCGUCCCUCUCUUUCUUCUCCUCAUCAAUCCAUUAGACAGAUGAGCUCAGAGCUUCAUAAUACUCUUGCAACGGUGUGCCGGAUUACCAGAAUCCCACUGAGCUCAAGUUCCUUGAGAUGGUAGAAGUGUGAUUUGGACGGAGACCGAGUUCACACUGAUACUGCCUGUCACGUUUUAUUAGUGUCUCAACCCCAAUUCCGGCUACGGUGAAUUUUGCGAACAACGAGCACAAUAAUCAAGAAUCAUGCUUUUGCAAAUCUCAAGCGGAACCGGAUUUUGUGUUUCAUUUUCGUUCUCCUAAUUCUCAACCCCGAUUAGGAGUUUUUUCCAUUUUCAAACUUUAUGAAACUCAUAUACGGUUGCUUUCUGUUUUAAUUAGUUGCUAAGAAUAAGAUUAGCGUCAAUAUGGUCAUAUUGAUACUGAAUACUGUGAAUUAUGUUUGAGAUAAUUUUGAGAGCUAAGCC